This is a messenger RNA of Heteronotia binoei (common prickly gecko), 630 nucleotides long. RefSeq names its product collagen alpha-1(I) chain-like. The transcript is spliced from 8 exons. The record is from RefSeq and is a predicted model, not a curated record. NCBI's taxonomy places the organism in Eukaryota, Metazoa, Chordata, Lepidosauria, Squamata, Gekkonidae. Bases 1 to 630 code for a protein of 209 amino acids.
AUGGCUACCAGGGAUGGUGCCUUCCCAGUAGCAGCCCUCUACUGGUGGAACAAGCUGCUGGAGGAGGGUCUUCGUGGUGUAGAUGGACAAAUUGGCGCCCGAGGAAAAUCCGGGCCAAUGGGAGUGGUGGGGCCUCUUGGCCCUGUGGGAACUGCUGGUUUAGCUGGGUACCCGGGAAGAGAAGGUCCAGUAGGAUCUGAAGGGCCAUUAGGGGAGAAAGGAGAGAAGGGUGAAUCCGGAGAUCCUGGUGGAACUGGUGUCAGAGGGCUGGAUGGAGAGCAGGGUCCCCCAGGGCUACCUGGAAGGGAAGGUCAAUCAGGAUCAAAAGGGGAACAGGGCAAUAAAGGACCACCCGGGAAUCCAGGUGUCCAAGGAAGCCUUGGAGAGGUGGGAGAGAAGGGGCUGAAAGGGCAGCUUGGGAGAUCUGGAGAGUCGGGGCCGGAGGGUGAUGAUGGAGAUCCUGGGGAUCUUGGAGAGCCAGGGCCCAAGGGUGAAAAGGGCACAACUGGCUCCAGAGGCUCUUUUGGACUGCCUGGCUCUAGCGGAGCAACAGGAGAAGUUGGCAGAAAAGGACAGAAAGGACAAAAGGGCCAAGAAGGAUUCCUGGCAAGUACUCUCAGUUCUGCUUGA